GAACCUUCCCACUUUUCUCUCUCUCUUCUCCGUCUGUCAGCUCCGUCGAUAUCUCUCGUUCGUCCUCCACUUUGCAUUUUUGGUUCUUCUCAUCACCGCCGUCGCCGUCGCCGUCGGCAGCGUUCAUCUUCCACCUUCCAGCGGUUUGGUUUCGAGCGGUAUAGCGCGUUCGAAAUGGGUUCGCCUGCUCUGAUCAGCGAGACUCAGCCGUGGAACGACUUGAAGGGCCAUGUGGAGGAGAUUAAGGGGACCCAUCUGCGAGAAUUGAUGAGCGACGCCCAACGGUGCCAGUCUAUGAUGGUCGAGUUCGAUGAUAUACUGUUGGACUACUCACGGCAGCGUGCUACUCUUGACACUGUUGACAAGCUCCUCACGUUAGCAGAGGCAGCAUCUCUCAAGCAGAAGAUUGAACGCAUGUACAAUGGAGAGCAUAUAAACAGUACAGAAAAUAGAUCAGUACUGCAUGUAGCUCUGAGAGCUCCACGGGAUGCAGUUAUUUGCAGUGAUGGCAAAAAUGUCGUCCCUGAUGUUUGGAAUGUUCUGGACAAGAUCAAAGAAUUUUCAGAAAGGGUUCGCAGUGGUUCUUGGGUUGGCGCCACUGGUAAAGUUUUGAAAGAUGUAAUAUCCAUUGGUAUUGGUGGAAGCUUCCUUGGUCCUUUGUUUGUGCAUACAGCUCUCCAGACAGAACCUGAGGCCAGUGAGCAUGCAAGAGGACGUCAGCUGCGCUUUCUUGCCAAUGUUGACCCUAUUGAUGUAGCAAGAAACACCUCGGGUUUAAGUCCAGAAACUACACUUGUUGUCGUGGUUUCGAAGACCUUUACCACAGCAGAAACCAUGCUAAAUGCUCGGACUUUGAGAGAGUGGAUUUCCGCUGCUUUAGGGCCUUCUGCAGUUGUGAAGCAUAUGGUGGCUGUCAGUACUAAUCUCCCGCUUGUUGAAAAGUUUGGCAUCAAUCCUAACAAUGCUUUUGCAUUCUGGGACUGGGUUGGUGGUCGUUACAGUGUUUGCAGUGCUGUUGGAGUAUUGCCCUUAUCGCUGCAAUAUGGCUUCCCAAUUGUUGAGAAGUUCUUGAAGGGAGCUCAAAGCAUUGAUCAGCAUUUCUAUUCGGCACCAUUCGACAAGAACAUACCUGUGAUUUUAGGUUUGUUGAGCGUCUGGAAUGUUUCGUUUCUAGGAUACCCAGCAAGAGCCAUCUUACCAUACUCUCAAGCCUUGGAGAAAUUUGCCCCGCACAUACAACAGGUCAGCAUGGAGAGUAAUGGCAAGGGGGUAUCAAUAGAUGGUGUGCCACUUCCAGGUGAGGCCGGCGAAAUAGACUUUGGUGAACCAGGAACAAAUGGGCAGCAUAGUUUUUACCAACUAAUUCACCAGGGUCGUGUUAUUCCCUGCGAUUUUAUCGGCGUUGUGAAGAGUCAGCAACCUGUCUACCUCAAAGGUGAAGUGGUGAAUAACCAUGAUGAGCUCAUGUCGAACUUCUUUGCACAACCAGAUGCCCUAGCAUAUGGGAAGACCCCAGAACAGUUACGAAGGGAGAACGUUCCUCAUCAUCUUAUUCCUCAUAAGACUUUCACGGGUAAUAGGCCUUCUCUGAGUCUUCUGCUCCCAUCCCUGACUGCCUAUAACAUUGGACAGUUACUGGCGAUCUAUGAACAUAGAGUAGCUGUGCAAGGUUUCAUAUGGGGCAUCAAUUCCUUCGACCAGUGGGGAGUUGAGUUAGGAAAGUCCCUGGCAACUCAAGUGAGGAAGCAACUUCACGCAACUCGUGUGAAAGGAGAACCAGUUGAAGGCUUCAAUUGCAGUACUACAACAAUGAUGACAAGAUAUCUGGAGGCAAGUUCAGAUGUUGCCCUCUGAUCCCCCAACUCUGUUGCCUCGGAUAUGACGGGAAUCCAUCAAAAUCGAAUGAGAUAUUUCGCUUCUGUAUUUCUGAAUGAUCUCUUCCUCUGGACUUGAGGAUCAUGUGUUCACGUGUUACAGACCCUCGUACUUGAAACAUUUUGAACUUUCAAGUAAUUUUGCCAGCAUAGGCAAAUAAUUAAUGACAUCUCUAGUGACCCAAUGACAUCCAUCUGACAAAUUGAUCAAAUAAUCAGGCAAGCAACAGAUUUCGUGUUUUGAGA
Molecule: messenger RNA, 2120 nt
Organism: Syzygium oleosum
Lineage: Eukaryota; Viridiplantae; Streptophyta; Magnoliopsida; Myrtales; Myrtaceae
Product: glucose-6-phosphate isomerase, cytosolic
Exons: 24
Coding region: 175-1854 (559 amino acids)
Biological process (GO): glycolytic process; gluconeogenesis; glucose 6-phosphate metabolic process
Cellular component (GO): cytosol
Molecular function (GO): monosaccharide binding; carbohydrate derivative binding; glucose-6-phosphate isomerase activity
Source: RefSeq, a predicted model, not a curated record